This is a messenger RNA of Wasmannia auropunctata (little fire ant), 1806 nucleotides long. RefSeq lists its product as uncharacterized. The coding region runs from base 767 to 1195 and encodes 142 amino acids. The transcript has 2 exons. The record is from RefSeq and is a predicted model, not a curated record. NCBI's taxonomy places the organism in Eukaryota, Metazoa, Arthropoda, Insecta, Hymenoptera, Formicidae.
UAUGUUUUACUUCGCACUGUUUAUUAUCUUUUAUAUAACGUUGACAUUUAAUAACUGUGUGAACAGUUUGAUAUUGACCUCUAUAGGCAGUCUAAGCAGUGAAUGCCUGUUUUCUAUAAAUGAUCUAUAUAUGUUUAAUACUACAUUAUUUCAAAUUUCACUUAAUUGUAAACUAAUAGCUAAUUACACAUAGUUUUAUUUUUUUAUUACUGAAGAAGACUUUGUGAAGUCGAAACAUUUAGUCAUUUAAUCUUGUACUCGCACAUUGAUUAAAUUACUCUAUUAAUAACCCUUAAUAAAUUGUUCAGUUAUUGGCCUUUUUUUAUUUUUUAAUUUAACAUAUUACGAGCCAUAAAUAUUUUACUUAUUUUACGAAAAGAAAAUUGAUUUUAUGUAUGUUGCUGCGUGCAAAACAAGCUAAAAAUCCGGUUAUCCUUCUCUCGCAGAAGGGUGCGACUUGAUUUCACGACUUGACUGCUGAAAAAUGUCUGUCUACUUCCGUUGCGAAGCAGAGAGCCUCCUGGGUACACUUUCCCUGUUUUAAACAAAGUUAACGAUUGAAAAUCUCAGUCAAGCAAAAGUUUUCUAUAAAUUUAACUUGAUGUUUUUUAUUACCUGUGUCAAGUGGCCCUAUUUGUGUAUACCAAGUUUUAAAGCACCCGUCUUCAUAUCCACUUAAUUGUCGUAAAAUUGUCCCUUCUCCAAUAUAGCGUCUACCACAAUUAAUUAGCAUGAUGGAAAAAAGCAAGGUGAAACAUUUCGAUGGAUGCGCAGUCAUUCAAAAAGCUCCGACGACGCCGUGGAGAAUCGAGAUUGCUCGAGGAUCACAGCGGACACAAAGCAAGAGAACCGAAUUGAUCCCAACAGAAGUGUCACGCUCGUUGGUUGCGACCAUACUGUUGUCAAUGCGCAAACGACUCAAGACGGUCAGCUGACGACAGGCGAGGUCUCCGUAGACAAUCCGAAUAAAUCGAAGAACAUAUCGUCGAAAAGCGAACGAAAGGAGGAGAUCAGCGUGAGAGAGACGAAGGACAAAGAUCUGGAGCAAUUAACGUUCCAAUUGUUACGUUAUUUGGAGACUAAAAUGACGAAUCUUGAGGAGGAGGCGAUUUUGUGCAUCAUCUGCGAGGAACAUCGUCGUAACGUCGCCUUUCUAUGUGGACACAGCGCGUGUAAGCACUGCGCCGCUAGCUGAAGACUUGUCACAUAUGCCGCAAGGCGAUCAAAGAGAAGAUCAAUUUGUAUUAAACUGUCCGAUCAAUGAUCGCUCGCUUAGACUAUUUGAUCAAUAAUUACACCGUUGAUUCCCACGUGAUGCGCGCAUGUAUAGCGUAUCUCGGGAGGGAAGAUUGGUACACCUGUGAUAAUAAUAUAGUAAAAUGGCCUUGAUACGUCCAGUUCUGAACAAUUUGAACGCUCUUAACAUAGCUCAGUAUAAGAGACAUGUUCGUAGAAAUUUUUUUACUCGCUAUGUUGCACAUUUACCUCGAGACCGGAGACUGAUUGCUUAAAGGGAAACUCUGCCAGACUUGGGUGUCGGUAAAUUUUUCUUAAAAUUUUAAUUCCCAAAAAUCAAGAAAACAUUGUAAUUAUAAUAUAAUUGGAAAGACGGAUCCAAUCAAAUUUCUGAGAUCGUGAUUGUAAAAUCUUUUGUGAACUUUUAAUUUUCUUUUAACUUUGAGUUCGUGAAUUCGAAACACGAGAAAAUCAUAUUUAAAUGUUUAUGAAGUAUUAGGAAUAUAACAAGGGGUAUACGUAGAGGUAAAAGCAGUAUAAGUCACAACUCCGGGAAUUUCGAAAAUUCAG